Messenger RNA from Hyalella azteca, 726 nucleotides. Its product is annotated as pre-mRNA-splicing factor 38B-like. The transcript is spliced from 2 exons. The coding region runs from base 1 to 726 and encodes 241 amino acids. Lineage: Eukaryota; Metazoa; Arthropoda; Malacostraca; Amphipoda; Hyalellidae. The record is from RefSeq and is a predicted model, not a curated record.
AUGGCAUGCCAAAAAUGUNCUAAGGACAAAAGGACUAAGGACAAAAGGACUAAGGACAAAAGGACUAAGGACAAAAGGACUAAGGACAAAAGGACUAAGGACAAAAGGACUAAGGACAAAAGGACUAAGGACAAAAGGACUAAGGACAAAAGGACUAAGGACAAAAGGACUAAGGACAAAAGGACUAAGGACAAAAGGACUAAGGACAAAAGGACUAAGGACAAAAGGACUAAGGACAAAAGGACUAAGGACAAAAGGACUAAGGACAAAAGGACUAAGGACAAAAGGACUAAGGACAAAAGGACUAAGGACAAAAGGACUAAGGACAAAAGGACUAAGGACAAAAGGACUAAGGACAAAAGGACUAAGGACAAAAGGACUAAGGACAAAAGGACUAAGGACAAAAGGACUAAGGACAAAAGGACUAAGGACAAAAGGACUAAGGACAAAAGGACUAAGGACAAAAGGACUAAGGACAAAAGGACUAAGGACAAAAGGACUAAGGACAAAAGGACUAAGGACAAAAGGACUAAGGACAAAAGGACUAAGGACAAAAGGACUAAGGACAAAAGGACUAAGGACAAAAGGACUAAGGACAAAAGGACUAAGGACAAAAGGACUAAGGACAAAAGGACCAAGGACAAAAGGACUAGGACAAAAGGAUUAAGGACAAAAGGAUUAAGGACAAAAGGAUUAAGGACAAAAGGAUUAAGGACAAAGGACUAA